Molecule: messenger RNA, 3216 nt
Organism: Elgaria multicarinata webbii
Lineage: Eukaryota; Metazoa; Chordata; Lepidosauria; Squamata; Anguidae
Product: discoidin domain-containing receptor 2-like
Exons: 17
Coding region: 195-2834 (879 amino acids)
Biological process (GO): positive regulation of kinase activity; multicellular organism development; cell surface receptor protein tyrosine kinase signaling pathway
Cellular component (GO): plasma membrane; signaling receptor complex
Molecular function (GO): protein tyrosine kinase collagen receptor activity; ATP binding; collagen binding
Source: RefSeq, a predicted model, not a curated record
GUCGCUUGCGAGGGGAAGGGAUGUGGGGAAGGCCGGCGCAACAGCUGGAUCCGUGGCGGUAGGGAGCCUGGGAUCGCCAUGGCGGUGGCGGAGAGGCUAGGCCGGACAGAAAUGUGAAUGGCAGAGACUGACCCUUGGGGACCACCGCCCGACUGACCCACGGGCUGUGGGAAACACCCCCCACAGCGCCGAGGAUGCUCUGCUUGCCCCUCCUCUUGCUGGCCGGCCUCUCCCGUUGCUCCAGCUCAGAAAUCAACCCCGCGAUAUGCCGGUACCCUUUGGGGAUGCACGAAGGGUCGAUCCGAGACGAGGACAUCACCGCUUCCAGCCAGUGGUACGACUCUACAGGGCCCCAAUACGCACGUUUGCUGCGGGAAGAGGGCGACGGCGCCUGGUGCCCAGCUGGUCUCCUGCAGCCUGAAGACGUGCAGUUCCUCCAGAUAGACCUGCACAAGCUCUAUUUCAUCACGCUGGUGGGCACCCAAGGGCGGCAUGCGCGCGCUACCGGCAAAGAGUUUGCCCGCGCGUAUCGCAUCGACUACAGCCGCAACGGGGAGCAAUGGCUCUCUUGGAAAGACCGUCAGAACGGGCAGGUGAUCCAAGGCAACAUUGACACGUACGACGUCGUCCUGAAAGACCUCCGCCCACCUGUCAUCGCCCGCUACAUCCGCGUGAUCCCGGUGACGGAGCAGCCCAUGACCGUCUGCAUGCGAGUGGAACUCUACGGUUGCGUUUGGUCAGAUGGCUUGGAGUCCUACAGGAUUCCCGAGGGGGAGAUCAUGGCGGCUCCUGGACACCCCAUUGUCUACCUGAAUGACUCAACCUACGAUGGUUACCAGGAGCGCAGGCUCCUGCACGGUGGAUUGGGCCAGCUGACGGACGGCAUCCUGGGCUUGGACGACUUCACCAAGAGCCACCAGUACCGCGUGUGGCCGGGCUACGACUACGUCGGCUGGAAGAACGACAGCUUUCAGGACGGCGCCAUCGAGAUGGAGUUCCAGUUUGACCGACAGAGGAACUUCACUUCCAUGAAGGUCCAUUGCAACAACAUGUUUUCCAAGGGCGUGAAAAUCUUCGAGAGGGUGGAAUGCCUCUUCAAGCUGCGGCUGAUCGCCGUGUGGGAGCCAGAGCCCGUGGGCGUGGACACGGUCCUGGACGACAAGAACCCCAGUGCGCGGUUCGUGACCGUCCCCCUCAACCAGCGCGUCGGCAAGGCGAUCCUGUGCCGUUUCCAUUUCGCCGACACCUGGAUGAUGAUCAGCGAAGUCUCCUUCCAAUCAGAAGACAUUGAUGCCUUUGACCCGAUUGUCGUGACUCUCGCCUCAAGCACAACUUCAACGAUUCUCCCAUCGGAGGAACCGAAUGCUACGGACGGCACUUGGGUGACCACCUCCACAAUGUCUGCCAUGAGCCCCUGGAUCGAACACAAGACCGAAAACUCCAACACCUCCGUUUUGGUCGGCUGCCUGGUGGGCAUCAUCCUUCUACUCCUGGUGGUCAUCGCUGCCAUCCUGUGGAGGCAGUACGCCCAGAAGCGCCUCGAGACGGCUCCCCGGCGAAUCCUGGAAGAGGACGCCACCGUCCGCCUUUCCUUUUACAGCUCCAGGAUCGUCAGCGGCCAGACCCAAAUCCACCAGACCAACCCCACCUACGAGAGGGUCUUCCCGUUGGACCUGGAAUAUCACCAGCCCAUCACCCUCCUCCAGAAACUGCCGGAGCUCUCGCAGAGCGCCGAGGACUCGGCGUGUAGUGGCGAUUACGCUGAGCCAGACGUCACCAAGUGCACCCCGCACCAAGGUUUCCAGAACAACGUGCCCCACUAUGCCGAGACGGACAUCGUCAGCCUGCAGGGCGUGACGGGCAACAACACGUACGCUGUGCCGGCCAUCACCAUCGACUCGUUGACCAAGAAGGACAUCUCCGUGGCUGAGUUUCCGAGGCAGCAGCUGCGGCUCAAGGAGAAGCUGGGUGAAGGACAGUUUGGAGAGGUCCAUCUCUGCGAAGCUGACGGUCUCCUGGAAUUCUUGGGUCGGGUUUCCCCAGAGGCCUCCAGCCAGGCCGUUCUCGUGGCCGUCAAAAUGCUACGCGCCAAUGUCACCAAGACGGCCAGGAACGAUUUCCUCAAGGAGAUCAAAAUCAUGUCCCGGCUGAAGGACCCGAACAUCAUCCGUUUGCUGGGGGUGUGCGUGCGUGACGAUCCCCUGUGCAUGAUCACCGAGUACAUGGAGAACGGGGAUCUCCACCAGUUCCUGUUGCAACGGCAGAGCAGAAGCACCUUUACGCUCGCCAACAAUAUUCCCUGUGUCAGCUGCCUCCACCUCCUGCUGAUGGCUACUCAGAUUGCCUCCGGCAUGAAGUACUUGGCUUCCCUUAACUUUGUACACCGGGACCUGGCCACACGUAACUGCCUGGUUGGCAACAAUUACACCAUCAAGAUUGCCGAUUUCGGCAUGAGCCGGAACCUGUACAGCGGGGAUUACUACCGGAUCCAGGGCAGGGCGGUGCUGCCGAUCCGCUGGAUGGCUUGGGAAAGUAUCCUCCUGGGCAAGUUCACCACGGCCAGCGACGUGUGGGCCUUCGGGGUGACGCUGUGGGAGAUGUUCACGCUGUGCAAGGAACAGCCGUACAGCUGGUUCUCUGACGAGCAAGUCAUCGAGAACACCGGGGAGUUCUUCCGAGACCAAGGCCGGCAGGCGUACCUGGGUCAGCCGCCACUGUGCCCAAAUCCUGUUUUUGCCUUGAUGAUGAAAUGCUGGAGCCGAGAUAUCAAAGACCGUCCUGUGUUCGAGGCCAUCCACCUGUUUCUGGUGGAACAAAUGGACGGGAGCAUUUGACCUGCAAAAGAGCGUGAGGGACGCUGUGGAGAGAGGCAGGGCUGCCUCCCGCCGGCCAAAACGCCCUCAGGUUUCUGUCAGACUCCCUUGCUGCAGGGGAUUUGGACAAACCACCGAAGUAACCCUUGAAGUGGCCACCUGUUGGAAUGCCUUCGAAAUGUGGCGUGAGGCGCCCUUUCCGUGGCACGGUGCGUCAAUGUGGACGGUUGCCACGGCAAACAAUUCUGGCCACGCUCAAGGUGGCUUCCCAAAAUCCACUUUCUGUGACUUCUCUUUGAAGGAGACCCUCGUGGUAGCUGCUCUCUCCCUCAGCCACGGUCCAGAGACCCACGGAUCCAAGAAAGCCCCAUCUCGUGGAAUAAUUUUGCCUUCCUCCCUGGAU